Molecule: messenger RNA, 915 nt
Organism: Nicotiana attenuata
Lineage: Eukaryota; Viridiplantae; Streptophyta; Magnoliopsida; Solanales; Solanaceae
Exons: 3
Coding region: 296-748 (150 amino acids)
Source: RefSeq, a predicted model, not a curated record
GGCUAAGUUCCUACCUCAACUUAACUAACAGCCUCUGUUUUUUUUCUUUACUCAUUUAACAAAUGAUUCUAUCGAACCAACACUUUUGUUCUUUUCCUCAGCUUAUUUACUUCUCAAGAUUCAACUUCCACGUAGUAGUAAUAUUAACUAACCGAUCAUACAGGCAAAACCCAACUAGCUAAACCCCACCUUUACUUCUUUCUCCCUUUCAUUCUUUCUUUCUCUGAAACUAAUAUCUAGGGACAAGAGGAUCAAGACACACCCUUUUGGCUUUUGGGUGCGGCGUUGUCAUAAUAUGGUGGGCAUUUUUUCUAGAUUUUCUGUUGGCAGAUCAGCUGGCCAUCGUCGGACACAAAGUGCACUUGAUGAAAGGGAAGUGCUUCCCCCAAAUUCAGAGGCUAUAUGUGCUACUAUAACUGGAGCUCCCUCUGUUACGCCUAAUGGUAUUGAAAUUGCAGUCGAGUUCAAGCCAGUUGAACAACCAAUGGAGCCUCUCAAUAUUGAUCGACCAAUUCAAUGUCCAUUUCCAGAACCUUCAAUAUUGAAUGAUGGAAGAAUAUGGAAAGAGCGAGUCUCUGCUGUGCGAAUUAGAAAGCCUGAUAUUCCAGUUAUGAAGGAAGGAAGAACUACCGACUCUGAGGCAACUCGAACAAUACCUAGACCUCCCAUGAAUCGGGUUAUUCUUCCAUCAGUAAGUGCACCUGAACAUAGUCUGCUUAAACUACUGGAAGAAUCUGGGAUUUGUUGACGGAUUGUAAUACCAAAGAAAAUUGAUACUCUCAGCUCGCCUCUUUCGACAUAUCCUACUUGCUUUUUCAAUUAAAUGCUUGGUAUAGUGUAUUCCACAGGAAAAUACAAACACGGUUUCAUGUAGAUAUUUAUAAUAAUAUUAAAGGAAAUUUUUUGUGCAAUUUA